Molecule: messenger RNA, 699 nt
Organism: Saxophila tyrrhenica
Lineage: Eukaryota; Fungi; Ascomycota; Dothideomycetes; Mycosphaerellales; Extremaceae
Exons: 4
Coding region: 1-699 (232 amino acids)
Source: RefSeq, a predicted model, not a curated record
AUGGCAUCGACAGGCGUAUUACCCAAGAAGGGCGAGGGGACGAGAGAUCAAUCUGUCACAAUCUCGAACAAUCUGCCGAGCCAGCCCAAGGCCAGGGAGCAAUCGGAGCUAGAAAGCUCCUCAAGCGCGGCCGACGGCCUAAUGCAUAAUCAGCAAAACGUGCCAGGAGGUAGAAAUACGAGAAGCGCGGAGGAAAUCGAAGAGUCACAACUGGCAGAGCGGUUACAGUCCGCCCGUAUUGACGCGGCGGCCGACACGGAAAGCAAAUUGGCGAGUGAAAUCGAUAUGCUCAAUGAUCAUGUCCGGCAUCUCAAAUUCGAGCUGCAGAAGAUAUUGGAAUUUGAAGAGGAGCGAAUUGCCAUGAUAGGCAAGCUCGACGCAUACGUGGCCAAAUUGUUUGAAUCCGAAGACGAGGAAGUUAGGCGCAACGCACUCGAGCGAGCUAUGAAAGAAUUCCGCAUCGCCCGUAAAGCGGCCAAGGAGGGUCGACACGCAUCAGCAACUUUCGGCCCGGAGGAUAUCCCGGUACGAUAUGUCCAGGAGAAUUAUACAAGUGUUGCUCCCUCGCCGACGAUGGCCAGCCAUUCGGCCAGGCUCUCGCAAUCAAGCCCGCAACAAUUCUGCCCGACGGCAACACCACCUGCCGAUGAAGGGCACGAGAGCCCUCGAGUCGAGGACUUCGACUCCUUGCCCUUUUAA